Rhea pennata is the source of this 2007-nucleotide messenger RNA. RefSeq names its product SSX family member 2 interacting protein (gene SSX2IP). The transcript has 13 exons. The coding region runs from base 28 to 1710 and encodes 560 amino acids. The record is from RefSeq and is a predicted model, not a curated record. Gene Ontology annotation, biological process: intraciliary transport involved in cilium assembly. Lineage: Eukaryota; Metazoa; Chordata; Aves; Rheiformes; Rheidae. Gene Ontology annotation, cellular component: ciliary basal body; centriolar satellite.
UCAGGUACCCUGCCUGUCUUUGUUGCUAUGGGAGAUUGGAAGACUAUUACUGUGCCAGUGUUGUCAUCAGAUAGCAAAAAUAUUUUCCAGUAUACCUCAGAGCAAAAGAUGUCUCCUCCAAGCUUAAACACACAAGUGCUACGCUUGCCACUGCCUUCAUCUAAAAGCAUGCACACCUUUUUCAGUGCCUUCUGCACAGAAGAGAAUAUUGAACAGAGUAUAUCCUAUCUCAAUAGGGAAUUGACAACAUUGGGCUUUCCUUCUAUUUAUGCGGAGUCCAAAGGAAAAGAAUUAAAUUUAAUAUCUGUCAUAAAUUGCAUGAAUGAAUUGCUUGUACUGCAGCACAAGAACCUUCGAGCUCAGGAAGAAGUAGAAAUGCAGCAUCUGAAACUGGGCAGUGAUAUGGAUCAUUUACAGAACUGCUAUGCUAAAUUAAAGGAACAGUUGGAAUUAUCUAAAAGGGAAAUAGUUGGACUUCAGGAAAGAGACAGACAACUGCAAAGCAAGAACAGAAGUCUCCAUCAAUUACUUAAAAAUGAAAAGGAUGAAGUACAGAAGUUACAGAAUAUAAUCUCAAGUAGAGCUACACAGUACAAUCAUGAUAUGAAGAGGAAAGAGAGAGAAUAUAACAAAUUGAAGGAACGUUUACAUCAGUUAGUCAUGAACAAAAAGGACAAAAAGAUAGCCAUGGAUGUUCUAAAUUAUGUUGGUAGAGCUGAUGGGAAGAGAGGUGCGUGGAGGACUGAUAAAACAGAAGCCAGAAAUGAAGAAGAAAUGUACAAAGCUCUGUUAAAUGAUUAUGAACAACGCCAAAAACAGCUUUUAAUGGAAAAUGCUGAACUGAAAAAAGUUCUUCAGCAAAUGAAGAAAGAGAUUAUUUCGCUUCUCCCACCACAGAAGCAGAAACCUAAAGAAAGGUCUGAAGAUGGGCCAGUACUGUCAGACUUGGAAGAGGAUGUUGGAGAAUUAAAUAAAGAGAAUAUGUGGGAACUGUCUUGUGAGACUGUGCGAGAGCAGCUUACUAACAGCAUUAGAAAACAAUGGAGAAUGUUGAAAAAUCAUGUUGAAAAGCUGGAUAAUCAAGUCUCACGUGUACAUUCAGGGGCUUUGAAUGACAAAGAUGUAAUUUCAAGAGAAGACCAUGAACUGGAAACUGAAAAGCUAGAGUUAGAAAUUCAGCAAUGUAAGGAAAUGAUCAAAACUCAGCAACAACUCUUACAGCAGCAGCUUAUGUCUCCGUGUGAUGAUGAUACCACUCUGUUGCUACAAGAUUGUUAUUUGUUGGAGGAAAGAGAGCGUCUUCAGGAAGAAUGGAGACUAUUUCGAGAACAAAAGAAGAACUUUGAGAAAGAACGAAGAAAUUUUACAGAAGCUGCUAUUAGAUUAGGACUUGAGAGAAAGGCUUUUGAAGAAGAUAGAGGAGCAUGGUUGAAACAACAGUUCUUAAGUAUGACUACUGAUUACAAGCACUCUGAAAAUGUGACAACUCCAAGUGCCUUCUUAGGAAGUUCUGACCAAGACAAUCGGUUAGUGAACUCCACAUCUCAACAAAGAAAACCUCACUGUAUAUUGAGUGUACCUAUUCCAGCAGAACCUUGCCAGACAUUUCAGUACAUUUCACAUAACAGUUCCAAUGCUGCAUCAAAGAAACCUGCUGGAGAUGAUAAGCCAAAUCAGUGGGAGGAAAGUGACAAAGAAGAAACUGAAUAAUGCACAAAGUCACAGGAAGACUUCUAGAGUUGGCACUCUUUGCUAUGUAGAAACUUGCACAUAGAACAACUGCCUUAGAUUUCCUAGGGUUGCCUGUUGUUUUUUGUUAGAAUAAGUAGAUGAACACAUCUCUAAAGUGAAAUGGAAUGCUGUGAGUUUGAUUAUCCUUCUAGGGGAUUAUGUGGUGAUAUGAAUUGUGUUGUGUGUGUGUGUGUGUGUAUGUGUGCACAUGGCUUUUAUUUUUUAGACCAUUUCUUGCCUCUUUUUCUUGCAACUCUUGAAAAUGUUUAUUUAAAA